Messenger RNA from Hylaeus volcanicus, 4386 nucleotides. RefSeq names its product lachesin-like. The coding region runs from base 604 to 1977 and encodes 457 amino acids. Lineage: Eukaryota; Metazoa; Arthropoda; Insecta; Hymenoptera; Colletidae. Gene Ontology annotation, cellular component: neuron projection. The record is from RefSeq and is a predicted model, not a curated record. The transcript has 9 exons.
UCCUGUAAGGCUCCUAUACAUAUAACGAUACUAUGUAACAGAGGGUUGUACCAAGCAGAUUAGGCUAACAAAAAUUGUUCGCGGUCUUCAACAAGCAUUGAUCAUCCUGCAAGAGGACAAAUCAGGAUGUACACAAUCUUCAACACACGUGCAAACAUCGUUCAAAAGGAAAGAUCAGAAUUUGUAUUCGUUUCCUUGGUAUUAAUAUCCAACUAGCUUUAUUUUGGAUCAAUUCGACCGUUUUACUUCUUGACGAAACUUUUUAUUUUCGAAAGCAGAUGUGGAACUGCGAGAGUGGGAUGCGUUUUGGGGAAAUUCGCGAUUGGGCGAGGGUAGCAAGGGUUGGAGCGGACAAGUAGCAAGAGUCGACGGUACGGGUGGACGCGCUGUGAGAAAGCCCAUAAAAGGGAGAUCGCGAGGGUGUUCGGAGCACAGUCGCGCACCGUCUGUCCGUUAGUACGGUACGCGGCACUCCUCGACGUACGUGCUACGCUCGGUCGGAGCAUCAUCUCGGGACGAGCAACAGUUAUGCCCUCAGAUCAUCGCGUCAUUGGCUGACACGGUCCAAUAUUUAAACUUCGUCACGCGUGUGUGCGCGUACGUAUGGCGUAUGGCCCACUCAAUGGUAUGGCAUCGCGGGACAUUGUUCUUUGCUUCUUCCUCGCCGCGCACCUCUACUCAAGUUUCGGUCAAACGAUGCCGAAGUCCGAGCUCCAGCCAGAAUUUCUAGCACUCUUGGAGAACCACACGGUCAUUCAAGGUCGUGACGUCUCCUUCACCUGCGUCGUUAAUCAUCUUCAAACUUACAAGGUCGCCUGGUUAAAGUCGGACUCCAAAGCUAUCCUGGCCAUUCAUACGCACAUGGUCGCGCACAACCCACGGCUGUCUGUCACUCACAACGGACAUAACACGUGGAAACUGCACGUGACCAACGUUCAACCGAACGACUCUGGCACGUACAUGUGUCAAGUUAAUACGGAACCCAUGAGGAGCCAGACGGGUCACAUGAAGGUAGUGAUACCGCCCGAUAUCAUGGAUUUGGACGACUCGGCCGACCUCCUAACGGCUAAAGAGAACAGUGAUCUGCGAUUACGGUGUCGGGCCACAGGGACGCCGAAACCUAUGGUCACCUGGAAGCGGGAGGAUGGCCGAAAUAUCACCCUUCGAACCGAGCACGGUGUUAAACGAGUGAAGGUGCACGAGGGGGAGCAGCUUUAUCUAACAGGGAUUCUGCGUCAGGAAAUGGGCUAUUACCUUUGCAUCGCGUCGAACGGCGUGCCGCCGUCAGUCAGCAAAAGAUAUUACGUCAACGUUCGGUUUAAACCACUGAUUAAAGUCCCCAACCAAUUAGUAGCGGCACCUGCUAACAGCGACGUCGUUCUUCAUUGCUACGUCGAGUCCUCGCCGAAAGCUCUGAAUACAUGGUACAGGGACGACGGUAUAAAGUUAUUGCCGGACGAGAAACACAAUCUAUCGGAGGUGCCGUUGAACGAUUAUGCAUAUCAAUUAAAUCUGACCAUCAAGAGAUUGAGCAGGGACGACUUCGGCAGCUACACCUGCUCCGCGGAGAAUCUACUCGGCAAGGCCGAGGGAACGAUAAGGCUGCAAGAAUUGUUUCUACCGAGGACCACCUUAGCGCCGACCCGCAACACGGAUUUCAACGAUAAAUACGGAUCAAAGAAACAAAGCGAUAGAAAGGGUAAAUUGCUCUCGUUUGGACGCGACGGUUUGUCGAAAAAUAGUGGAAAUGUGGGUCACACGACAACGAUGUUGAGGAGAAAUAGUUCGAACGCUUUGACGGACGUGAACGCGAAAAAAUCGAAAGUUUCAUCAUACCCGGCACCGGCACCUGCGCCAGCGCAUUUUCCCCCGACCCAGCUGAAUGUCCAGAACAGCGUCACUUCGCUGCGACGUUGUCGAUUAAACUGCGUAGCAUUAAUGUUCGCUUUCGUAGUGAUCGUCGUAUGUAGUUCGUAAAAGUGUCCGUCGUGUACAGACCGCACGACGAGUACAAAUUACGUUAACAGUAGGCCAAAAGAAUAUCGAAAACAAUCCAAUUGCGUCCUGGCUUCCGGUUACUUUACGUUCCCGAAAUGUUACCGAGAUUUUACGUUUCACCGCCGACGCGGACUCGUCGCUUCCCUUAUACUAAUUAAACGGUUGCGUCACCUUCACAGCGAGAACGAUCAAUUUUCUUUUUUUUUUGUUUGUUGUUGUUGGGAGGUGGUAGAUGAGGCUGCGUUCUUGCGAUUGAGGAUAAUUAAAAUAUAGUAGAACUCCAUUUGUCCGAAUUAGGGGACUAAUCAUCAGGUUUGGAUGACUGGAUAGUUGAUACAACUUGAGUCCACGAAUUUUCAUCGCUUAUGGUAGAUUCGAGUCAUCUUCAACCAGACUUUGAUAAUAAAAAGUUACGUUUGUAACCCAAUGCUUUUAAUGUUUUUAACCCAAGUACUAUUGGUUAACACGUUGAUUGCCACGCUGAUUCAUAUGGAAAUGUGUACGAGACUAAAAUUUUGUCUCGAGACUAUUGGGAAUUAUAGAAUCUAUCAUUUGUCGUAUUACCAAUUUUUAUAUCCCUGUACAAAUUUACGAAUUCUAUCUAGAUUCGUUUUCAUUAACACUCAGUCCUUAAAAUUAAUCGUUGAAGUUCUUCAGUGAAAAGCUCUGUCACCCAUAUAUGGGUGACGUGGCGUUCAACGUGUUAAAUGGAGUUCUACUGUACAUACCAAUCUAUUAUAACCUAUAACAUAUAUUACAACAUAUUGUGGCAUAAGACGAAGAAAAAGAUCUGAAGGGAAAUAAUUGUUUUUUUCUGAGCAUUUGAAGUCGGAGGGUAAUAAACUUGGUGGAAGAAAGUCUCGUUGAAGUAAUCGUGCCGAGAAAAUAUGUCACCUGUUGCGAGACUAUUUAAAUAAGAUCGGUGGAUAUGGAUAACGACUUAUCCGAAUAAAGGGAAGAGAUUUGUUACGUUUCAUUCGUAGCAAAAAAUUCAUAUCGAUGGAGCGGAUAGUAUCGACAUUAAAGACUCGUAAAUAUAAGGACCCUUUGUUUCAUCAAUGUCAAGGUGACGUGAUCCUUUAAGUGCUCGCGCGAUCCUCGAACCAGAGAUGGAAGGAAUUUUAUUCGACUAAUAGACGACGAAUAAAGACUUUAAAGCAGUUACUCGAAUAAGGCUUUAUUCGUCCAAUGCAAAUUUGCGAUUAAUCCAUUCGCGGUUGGUUAUUCGUUAAACGAAAUCUGUAUCUAGAUAACCACGUGUCCAUCUCUGUCUCGGACUAGAUGUUGUAUCGUUAACGCAUGUGAUAUCGAAAGCACAGGCCGGUGUUACAUUCUGUGGUGUAAAUAAUGAACGGUUUUUAUGACAAUAAAUGUAGCUGUAUACGACAAAUCGGUAGCGUAAUAAUCAAUAUCCGAAAUAAAACUAUACCAUCGGUCCCCCGAAAUACGACAAGCACGUAUCUAGCUCUGAUUGUCGUUCCAAUGAUCUCGUAUUAUUGCGGAACAGAUGUACAGUUAUUUUCGGACAAAUAAUAACCGCGUGUAUUGUGCGGCGCGUGGAUGUCGAAGAACAGUCGCGGCGAGAUAGUUGAUAUGUUAAUUUGAUUCGUCGCCGCGACAGAGUUGGGCUAAUUUCGUUCCAAAUAACGAAUAGAAAUCGCAUCAGCUGGAUUCAAUUUAUUCGCGAGAGCAAAAUUGAUAUUUCCUUUAACCACCCACCGUGAAGCAGGCCGCGAAAUAUAUAUAAAAAUUAAAAUUAAAAAUGAAAUAAAAUGAAAUGAAAUAUAUACGGUGAGAUCUAUAAGCAUUUGUGCACUCUACAUUUAUUGAAAAAUGCUUGUCUGAAUUAACUGACAGGUUCGAUGUUUUCAAAUAAAUUUUUCGUUCUGAAUAUAUACACGUAUAAAGUAUAUUCGUGUACGUAUUUAUAAUGAAAGAUUUAUUUAGAAACAUCAAGCUUGUCAUUUAAUUUAAACUUUUUUCAACAGGAAUGUUUUUCAUAUCUUCAACUGUGCUUUAUAUUUAUAUUUUUGUACUACACUAUUUCAUUUCCAAGUGUAAAUACUGAUGAUUGUUCAGUUAAUCACUGUAAUAUACUGAGCCAAGCUAUUUCAAUUUUAACUAGCUCGUUUUACUUUUAUUCUACCGAAAAUAUCUGAAAUUCCUAUUCGUUAUUUUGAAUAAAAAUUAGCUCAACUCUGCACCGCGAACACGUCGCCAGGCACGAAGUGCGAUUAGGCGAACAGAGGUCCAUUUAACGCGCGCCCCGAUCAUCGUGGUUCGCGAACGAUCUUGGUAGAAUAUGUAAAUGUAUUAUUUAUCGAUGUUAAUAUCUGAGUUGUGUAUUCAUGUAUAUAUGUACGACAAUAAACGUUGUUUUUACCAUAA